GGCGGGAAAGCGGCGGCUGUAGCGCGUCUUCCCGGACGCUGAGGGGCCGGAGGCGGCGGCGGCGAGUCCCGGGCUGGCCGCGGGCCCCACCAUGGACGCGGCCGAGGUGGAGUUCCUGGCCGAGAAGGAGCUGGUCACCAUCAUCCCGAACUUCAGUCUGGACAAGAUCUACCUCAUCGGGGGCGACCUGGGGCCUUUCAACCCCGGCUUACCAGUGCAGGUGCCUCUGUGGCUGGCGAUCAACCUGAAACAGAGACAGAAGUGUCGGCUGCUCCCCCCCGAGUGGAUGGACGUGGAGAAGUUGGAGGAGAUUCGGGAUCAUGAACGAAAGGAAGAAACUUUUACCCCUAUGCCCAGCCUUCACUACAUGGAGCUCACCAAACUCCUCUUAAAUCAUGCUUCAGACAACAUCCCGAAAGCAGAUGAGAUCCGGACCCUGAUCAAGGACGUGUGGGACACUCGCAUAGCCAAGCUCCGGGUGUCUGCUGAUAGCUUCGUGAGACAGCAGGAGGCACACGCCAAGCUGGAUAACUUGACCUUGAUGGAGAUCAACACCAGUGGGGCUUUCCUCACACAAGCGCUCAAUCACAUGUACAAACUCCGCACGAACCUGCAACCUUCUGACAGCUCCCAGUCUCAGGACUUGUAGGCAGAGACUGGUUUGUAGAGGCCCGUGUCUGCCAGCAGGAGGCUCACCGGGUGGCCUGAGCGCUCGGGACGUGACAGAGGUACUCACAUUUCCAGAGUUCUAGAACUACUUCUGAAUGUAUGCAAAAAACUGCAGUGAAUCAAGGGAUGGGUUCAUAACCUUGUUGGCAAGCAACAGGCUUGUGCUUAGUCCUCGAGACAUUCUGUAAUUCCAUGUCUGUAUCUGGGAGCCAGCUGUCCUUUCAUGGGGAAACGAGAAAAGCAUUGGCAGAACGAAUGAUUUCCCUAGCAGAGCUCUGGGUCUCCUGCACGGGACUGUUGUGUGCAGGUGAGUGUUCGGUGCCGUCCGGUGUUGCUUUUAAGACGGAGAUGUAGCAGGAUGGUAAGAUGGAGAUGUAGCAGGAUGGUAACGUGGCCUCGGCCAUUCUUCUCUCUUCUUGACCCUCAUCUCUGGGGCUAAAUUUAGUCUGCUACAGAGGCUCUUCACACGGAGGAGGACAGCAGAUGAGUGGCGAGUGACAGCAACCCAUAUUUAUCAUCUAAGCCCUGAUACACAAUAAAGAUGGAAUCAACCCACA
Aethalodelphis obliquidens (Pacific white-sided dolphin) is the source of this 1226-nucleotide messenger RNA. RefSeq names its product GINS complex subunit 2 (gene GINS2). NCBI's taxonomy places the organism in Eukaryota, Metazoa, Chordata, Mammalia, Artiodactyla, Delphinidae. The transcript has 5 exons. Bases 92 to 649 code for a protein of 185 amino acids. Gene Ontology annotation, biological process: DNA replication; double-strand break repair via break-induced replication. Gene Ontology annotation, cellular component: GINS complex; nucleus. The record is from RefSeq and is a predicted model, not a curated record.